Saccostrea cuccullata (small rock oyster) is the source of this 2061-nucleotide messenger RNA. Its product is annotated as GTPase IMAP family member 7-like. Gene Ontology annotation, molecular function: GTP binding. The transcript is spliced from 4 exons. Lineage: Eukaryota; Metazoa; Mollusca; Bivalvia; Ostreida; Ostreidae. Bases 154 to 1620 code for a protein of 488 amino acids. The record is from RefSeq and is a predicted model, not a curated record.
CUGCAAGUUUAUCGUAAUAGGCGAGGAAGGAAGUGAAUGCGAACACAAAUAUACAAAAAUACCAUUUUCAAGAGCUAGAUUUAGAAAUGCAGACAAGUACUUUAGAGGGAAGGCAAUAUUUCUGCAGCGAAUAAACUCGAAACACUGAAUAGAAUGGCUUCAAAAUACUGGCUGUGCAAUGGUUGUACACACUCCAACGAACAUAGCCGCAGGAAAUGUGUGCAAUGCGGAAAUAAGAACGGACCAAGAGAAGAUAGCGACAUGUGGUCCUGCACACAAUGCACAUUUAGCAAUGAAGAGUACAAGUCAAAAUGUUCAGCGUGUGGGGCACGAAAGGGUUCUGGUGGCGGAGGACACGGCGCGAGAGGAAGAGGAGGAGGACGCACAAAAUACGGACGAGUUACCGAUGAUGAAGUGCGCAUCGUCCUACUGGGAAAAACCGGAACAGGAAAGAGCGCCACAGGAAACACUAUCUUGAAUGGUGAUUUCUUUGAUUCAACAACAUCUGGUUCAUCUGUGACAUCUCGUUGCACCAGCAGACAUGCCCAACGCUUUGGUAGGGACAUUCAAGUUGUGGAUACACCUGGGAUAUUUGAUACCAACGCCCCAAAUGAUAGAGUUCAGAGAGAAAUUGUCAAAUGUAUUGGAAUUACGUCUCCUGGACCACACUGCUUUCUGCUUGUCCUCGGACUUUCCCGUUUUACACAAGAAGAAGAGGAGAGCAUUGAUCAUUUUGUCAAUUAUUUUGGUCAUAAAGUUUUCCGACAUUUCAUCAUUCUUUUUACAAGAAAGGAUGACCUAGAUCACCAUGGCAAGACACUGGACGAUCACAUCAAGAGUGUUCCACAAAGUCUGAAAACAAUCAUUCGGAAGUGUGAUAAUCGCUGUAUUGCCUUCAAUAACCGAGCCACAAGCCCCGAAAGACAAGAUCAAGUAGAGGACCUUCUAGAAAUGAUAGACGAUAUCGUUCGCCAAAAUCACGGAGAUUGUUACACGAAUGACAUGUACUCUGAAGCCGAAAAGGUAAUGAAACAAAGACAAUACCAAAUAGAGAAGAAAAGGGAACGACAACGUGAACGAGAAAGGAAAGAAAUAGAACAUGAAAUAGAGCAGAAGUACAAACAUCAACAAAGCGGUCACUCUAGAAAUCAAAAUGCACUAGAAAACCGAGUUGCAGAGCUGGAAUCUAAACGAGACUACUAUAAGAGUCGGUCUUCAGAACUUGACAAGGAGAUCCACGAUCUUGAAGACGAGAUAGAGUACGAAAGAAGACAGCAUGGUUCUCCUAGCUCCCAUCUUCUAAAGAAACUCAGAAACUUAGAAGACGAGCGUACUCGAUUGGGAUCCGGAAAAGAGAAGGAAAUGGAACGAGAGAUAGAAGAUCUCAGACUGGAGCUCAAGCGCAUGCACAAGCACUCUAAAAAGAUGGCAAAAGAGAAAGAUCGAAUGUACCAAGAAAGGCUGGAAGAGCAUGACCGGAAGUUUCGAGAGAUGGAGAAUGCACGUCACGAGGUAAGAGAGGAAGUAGAGAAAGGUUCCGGAGAUGUGGGAGAAGCUCUUCUUGGUGGUAUACUGAGCAUAGGAAAGCUAAUAUGGAAAGGAAUACAGAUGAUGAUUUAAUAUUUGUGUACUUUUUCUAAGAGAUGCUCUUCAACACUUCCCUGAUAUGUGUUAUCAUAGACACAGGGAAAUACAACAUAAUUUUAUUUUGGAACUGUUUAAGUUCAAUUAUUUUUCUGUAUUCCAGUGUUCAUUUUAAAAUUGUACAUGUAUAUGAACUGUACAGACUUCUGGUUAAAGCAUGUUUAAACAUGUUUAUCGUAGCAAUCUCAAGGGCGUGGUAGGAGAGGUCGGGAUAGAGGAAGAACGCCACGUGGAGGCCAUACUAACCACUGAAUUCGACCUUGUUAGAUCAACUUGUUGACUUACAGUCUUUUUUUUCAUUUUAUUGCUUAAAAUACGAAAUCAAAGUGGGAACAAAUUAAACAUUAACUUUCAUAGAUAUUUUGUCGCUUUCUUAGCCAGUCAAAUCAACAUUUGUAUAUAUUUAAAACUUCACAU